AUGCCUGACCUCCGCCGUCAAAUCUUCGAGAGCGGCAAGACUGUCUCGCGCAAAGCAGCCUCUCGGGAAGCAUCGCGCAAUAAUUCUCGUAACAACUCGAAGCAGACCUCGCGUGAUACUUCGCGCAACGCCAGUAGAGCCGCAUCUGACGAGGAGGACUCGGGCUUUCUUUCUGACGACACCGCCAUGAGCAUCGGCUCCUUGGACGAUGAAAACCCCGAGCAGGAUAAUGAAGACUGGCCCCAGGAGCUGGGCGAUCGCAUCCAGGAGAUCCUCGAUCGCAAGCGCAGCAGCGUGCAGGGCCGCGAAGAAGCCCUGACGGCCUUCUGCCGUCUGACCAAGUAUCACCAUGCGGAAGAAGAAACUCGGGCCUAUACCGGAGACUUGCUGAGUGCGUUUGCGAAGAGUGUGCGUUCAGAGACUAGCGCGCGCGAAACGAUCCAGGCACUGCGUGCGAUCGAACUGCUGGCCAUCACGGCGCUGGAUGACACCAUCUAUGAAAAUAUGGAGCCGCAGCUCACGCGCACCAUUCGCGACUCAUCUUCCGCCUCCAUCAAGGCAGCGGCUAUUCAUUGCCUGGGUGCGUGCACCGUCUUUGGAGGCGCGGGCGAAGAUGGCAUCUUGGAGCAGAUGACUUUCCUCCUUGACAUCGUGGCUUCGGACGGAGAGUCGAUCGGUGCUACAGACGACGCCACCAGUGUCACUGCCGCACUCCAGGUAUGGGGAUUCCUGGUCACUGAAAUCGAUGACUUUGAGAGCGAGAGCGAGGAGGCGGCUCAGAUCUUCAUCGAUCAGCUCGAAAGCGGCGACUCGGGGGUGCAAAUCGCCGCAGGCGAAAAUAUUGCACUCCUCUACGAAAAGAGCUACACCCCACAAGAAGAUGAUGAGGACUCCGAUACCGAAAACUCAGGUGAUGACAGCGACGAACACGGGCUGGUGAGCUCGUCGGGCCCGAAGCUGCUGAAGCGUUACAACGCAUACCAUAACACCCCCGAACUAGAACGCCAGCUCCAAUCCCUCGCAACCAUCCACACAAAACGGAUCAGCAAACGCGACAAGAAAUCCCUGCACAGCAACUUCACCUCGAUUCUUACCACGGUUGAAAACCCGCGCCGCGGACCCCGCUACAACAUGGCCAUCGAUCAGGACACAAACCGGCACUACGGCCACACGCUGACGGUCAAGAUUGGCCGGCACGGGAUCAUGAGCAUCGACCGCUGGUGGAAAUGGGUGCGGCUGUCGACGCUGCGCCGGAUCUUGCAGGGCGGCUUCGCCGAGCACUAUUUCCAGGGGAACCGGGCCGUGCUGGAUAAUCUGCCCGUCAUGAUGCGCAUGUCCGAGCAAGGAUCGGCUGGAUCAACGGAUCGGCAUGGUGCAAGAAAGGCUGCGAAGAUGCGGAACUCGAAGCGGUGGACUGCGCACCACUCGGAUGAGGACUAG
Molecule: messenger RNA, 1440 nt
Organism: Penicillium lagena
Lineage: Eukaryota; Fungi; Ascomycota; Eurotiomycetes; Eurotiales; Aspergillaceae
Product: IFRD domain-containing protein
Exons: 2
Coding region: 1-1440 (479 amino acids)
Source: RefSeq, a predicted model, not a curated record